Messenger RNA from Arthroderma uncinatum, 987 nucleotides. RefSeq names its product RING finger domain-containing protein. Lineage: Eukaryota; Fungi; Ascomycota; Eurotiomycetes; Onygenales; Arthrodermataceae. Bases 1 to 987 code for a protein of 328 amino acids. The transcript is spliced from 2 exons. Gene Ontology annotation, molecular function: zinc ion binding. The record is from RefSeq and is a predicted model, not a curated record.
AUGGACAGAGCUCCUUCGUGGGAGUGGCCGGAAGCCGCAGCGCAUCCACGCGCAGAGGCAGCUGCUGCUACUGCUGCUGCGGAUACAGAGAAUGAGCCGGAAGAGGCGAACGGCCAGCCUGCUGGAGGAACCAAGAAUUAUCCAAACCGAACGUGCAGGAUAUGCCUCGAAUCUGUACCUCCAACCACCCAUCUGCCCUCCGACAGUUUCCCAAGCUUCCUGCAAGCAAAAGUUCGGGUAACAUACGACUCCCAAGACCCUGAGUUAGGGCGUCUCCUCCGGCCUUGCAAAUGCAAAGGUUCGUCAAGAUACGUGCACGAGGGGUGUCUGAGGCUCUGGAGAAAUGCCGACCCCGCGUAUGGGAGACGCAAUUAUUGGCAGUGCCCGACCUGUGGGUUCGAAUAUAGGCUGGAGCGAAUGACAUGGGCAAGAUGGAUUAAUAGCCGGGCAGCCCAGAUGACGCUCACUAUCGGGGUUCUCUUCCUCGCCAUGUUUCUACUUGGGUUUGUUGCCGACCCAAUUAUCAACCUCUACCUGGACCCUCUCGAUACCAUCACCGGUGAGCUUUGGGACGACGAUACGGGGAGUUAUCCUGUAGGAGAUGGGAAGUCGACCUGGACUGAACAUCUUCUCAAGGGCCUUGCGUCGCUCGGGGUACUGUCGUUCAUUAAAGUGAUGCUUGCGCUCUCGCCAUGGCAGUGGUGGAACUUGCGCAACUCUGGUCUUCUUGGCGGAUCAAAUCGGAGAACAGCUAAUAGCGGGCGGAGCAGAGCUGCAUCGGUGAGCUGGAUUGUUCUUGCUAUUGGUGUAGCCACAUUUCUCUGGGGUGUAUAUAAAGGUGUCCGUGCCUGGAGUUGUCGAAUACUUGAAACAGCUGGACAGCGUGUCAUGGAUGUACCUCUAGAUGAUGACGACGAAGACGAUGACGGCGGGGGCGAGGAAGCCGCAUCUUCAACGGACCACGCUCAAUCCAAGAAGAAUGAUUAG